Thamnophis sirtalis is the source of this 744-nucleotide messenger RNA. The record is from RefSeq and is a predicted model, not a curated record. NCBI's taxonomy places the organism in Eukaryota, Metazoa, Chordata, Lepidosauria, Squamata, Natricidae.
AGAUUGCGGGCAGCUAAAAUUAGACAGCUUUCCCCCCACCCCCACACCCCCAUCAUAAAUUCUCAGAUCUGUUCCCAACAGGUAAGGCUCUGUAAAUCCAUGGCAUUUUUUUAACCACCGUGUUAAGUUUUUGCUGAGAUUUUUGCUGAAAGGAGAGACGUCGGAGUGAGGAUUCAGAGACCCAGACAUGGCCGCAGACCCAGAGCGGGAAAACGGUUCCGAAACCGACCAUGGCAGCGACCUCCCCGUGGGAGUGGAAAACCCAAGCUCGGGGGCGGCCCUUCGCGCUGUGACCCCGGCGGUGGACGCCAAGUGGAAGGCCGCCUUCCACGAGGGCGUCCAGCCGCGAGCGCUUCACCUCCAGGGCAUCAAGAUGGAGAAGCUGCGGAGGAAGUCGCUUCAGCAGAAGAAGAUGGAGAAGGAGGAGCCGCCGGACAGCCUGUCCCAGGACUGGCUCAACACCGAGUCCAUGACGCUGGAGACCCGGGCCUACCUCCUGGACAAGCUGCUGCCCACCUUGGUGCCCGCCGUGGAGGCGCUGCUGAAGGUGGCGGAGCGGAAGCAGGCGCUGGAGCCCCAGGAGUCCCAGCCCUGCCCGUUUGACCCGAUGAUCUUCCUGGGCGAGUACCUGAUGAGGCAUAACCCUGCCUACGACCUGACCGCCCAGCCCAACCCCUACGUCCGAGGGCUGAAGGCCAUCACGGACCAGCUGAUGGCGCGCGUGCCCGACACGACCAUGCACAA